This is a messenger RNA of Panonychus citri (citrus red mite), 1054 nucleotides long. RefSeq lists its product as uncharacterized. Gene Ontology annotation, molecular function: adenine phosphoribosyltransferase activity; adenine binding; AMP binding. Gene Ontology annotation, biological process: AMP salvage; adenine salvage. Lineage: Eukaryota; Metazoa; Arthropoda; Arachnida; Trombidiformes; Tetranychidae. The coding region runs from base 117 to 665 and encodes 182 amino acids. Gene Ontology annotation, cellular component: cytoplasm. The transcript has a single exon. The record is from RefSeq and is a predicted model, not a curated record.
CUUUUCUUUUCUCUUGGUGUUUUUUUUUUUUUUUUUCUUUCUUUCAUAUUUUUCUAGGUUUUUUUUUGUUCUAGUGUUUUUAUCGGUGUUUUUGUGUGUUUUUAGUGUUUGCGAAAAUGUCUUGUGAUGAUGAUCGGGUUGGUGAGAAAAUAGAGAAAAUUAAAUCUACUCUUGCUACUUUUGCCGAUUUUCCCAAGAAAGGAAUUCUUUUCUAUGACAUUAUGCCGAUUCUAAUUGAUCCUAUUGUUUUUCAAUCGACAUUGGAUGUUUUAUCAAUUAAAUUGUCCACUUUGGGUGAUGUUGAUGCUAUCCUUGCACUGGAAUCUCGAGGUUUCCUUUUUGGACCAACUUUGGCCUUACAACAUAAAUUACCUUUUCUACCGAUACGGAAAAAGGGUAAACUUCCUGGACCAACAAAGUCAAUCUCCUAUUCACUUGAAUAUGGUCAAGAUGUAAUUGAAAUUCAAGAUGGAACAAUUAAAUCAGGAUCGAAAGUUGUUAUUGUUGAUGAUUUACUGGCCACUGGUGGUACUCUUGGUGCGGCCGUUAAGCUAAUCAAAGACUGUGGCGGUCAAGUGGUCUCUUGUAUGGUCAUCAUUGAAUUGAAAGAUUUGAACGGUUCCAUUAACGUUCAAUCACCAAUCUAUUCAUUGUUAAAACUUUAAAACAGUUAAUUGAUCAACUAUUUUUUUAACAUUGGUUACAUCGGAUUAGUUAUAUUGAUACAUUCCUAUUGUUUUGUAUAUUUAGUUUAACUAUUUAACCUAAUUUACUGAUCAAUGUUGUGAUUUACGAGCUGAUUGUGAUUAUCUAAUCAAUUGAUGAUCAUUAAUUUUACUCUGUUUAAAUUAAUUACUUUCUCUUAUUGUUAUAAGUAACCUAAAUUGAUUCACUAAAUUUCAAGGUCUUGACUUUAAUUUUUGUUUUUCUACUUAAAUUAAACAAUAACAAUUAACAGACAAUCAAAGCCCAUCAAAAAAAAAUUGGAAACUUGAAUAGCAAUCAUAAUAAUUUUUCUGUAUUAUAUCAACUUGAUUAACUUUGAACAAUUGAA